Oncorhynchus kisutch (coho salmon) is the source of this 9711-nucleotide messenger RNA. It is a transcript of the gene dcc, whose product is annotated as DCC netrin 1 receptor. Gene Ontology annotation, cellular component: membrane. Lineage: Eukaryota; Metazoa; Chordata; Actinopteri; Salmoniformes; Salmonidae. Gene Ontology annotation, molecular function: protein binding. The transcript has 29 exons. Bases 333 to 4790 code for a protein of 1485 amino acids. Gene Ontology annotation, biological process: cell-cell adhesion. The record is from RefSeq and is a predicted model, not a curated record.
ACUGGUCUCCCACAGUGAACCGCUGGACAGCUCCCGUUACGAGUAUUCGGAGCCUGCAUGUUCUUUCCCAAGUCUUGGGGAUUUCUACCGCGUUACGCUUGGAGCCUUUGCGCAGAAAAAGAUGGUGAACUAACGGUUUUAGUUGUUGCUUCUUAACUUGGAAACUUAUCACCGCCGUACCUGCUUUUUGUUGCUAUUGUAUCGGGAGAUUUUCUUUGGAGCAACCGGUUCCAUACGCACGGCGUUAACGAACGGAUUCGUGCGUUGUGUGGUGUUUAGAGAAGGAUUUUUGUGAUAGUGGGACUAGUGUCGCUCAGCGGUGAAGCGCAAUCAUGGAGGGAUCAUUUGGAUGUAUUUGGGCGAAAAGACUUUCGGUAUUUGUCUGGUUAUGCUAUCUCGCCAGCGAUUCAACAUCAUAUAGUGCAGAGACCUCAUCGUCAUCUCCAUCCCAGACAGGCCAGGUGUUCGUGGACUUCAGCUUGGUUCUGGAACCCCAGGACACGGUGACAUUACGGGGCGGUGUUCUCCAGCUUGACUGCGAGGCUCAGUCAGAUCAGGGUAUUCCAGUUAUCGUCUGGAAGAAGGACGGGGUGCUGCUCAGCGCCGUGGUGGAUGAGAGGAGACAGCAGUUCCCUAACGGGUCUCUAGUGGUCCAGAACGUGGUACACUCACGACACCACCGACCUGACGAGGGGCUCUACCAGUGUCUGGCAGCGCUAGAGGGAGUGGGAGCCAUAGUCAGUCGCACGGCUAAAGUCACUGUCUCUGGUCCGUUGAAGCUCGUGGUCCCUACAGAGUCAGUGUCUUCCUACCUGGGUGACACGGCCCUGCUGCGCUGUGAGGUGACUGGUGAUCCCAUGCCCGUGGUACGCUGGCAGAAGAACAGAGAGGACCUGCCACUCACCUUAACCCCAGAGAGCAGAGUGGUGGUACUGCCCUCCGGAUCGCUCCAGGUUAGCAAGGUUCAACCACCAGACUCUGCCACCUACCGCUGCCUGGCAGACAACCCUGGCAGCGCCCGCACCGGCAGUGACGCAGACCUACGAGUGUUGCCAGAGCCUGGAACCACCAGGGGCCUUCUGUUUCUCCAGCAGCCCCAGAGAGUCACCUCCCUCCUGGGGAGAGAUGCUGUGUUGGAGUGCUCCGCUUCGGGGUUCCCUACCCCCGCCUUCCACUGGAUGAGAGGCACUGAGAUAAUCCAGAGCAGGUCUAAGAAGUACUCCCUGCUGGGCGGCAGUAACCUCCUGAUCAGCAGCGUAACAGACGAUGAUUCAGGCUCCUACAGCUGCGUGGCGUUUAACAAGAACCAGAACAUCACGGCUUCCUGCGAGCUGUCCGUUCUCGUGCCACCCCAGUUCCUGAACUACCCCACCAACACAUAUUCCUAUGAGAGUACGGACAUGGAGCUGGAGUGUGCUGUAACGGGGAACCCUCCUCCUACGGUGCACUGGAUGAAGAACGGAGAGGAGGUCAUCCCCAGUGACUACUUCCAGAUUGUUGAUGGCAGUAACCUCCAGAUCCUUGGUCUGGUGAAGUCAGAUGAAGGUUUCUAUCAGUGUGUGGCUGAGAAUGAAGCAGGGAACGCCCAGGCUAUGGCCCAGCUCAUACUGAGAGAGCCAGUUGUCCCCAGCUCAGGUGUCCUCCUCCCCUCUGCUCCCCGUGACGUGGCCCCUGUCCUAGUGUCCAGCCGUUUUGUCCGCCUCAGCUGGCGCCCCCCGCAGGAGACCAGAGGAACUGUCCAGACUUACGGCAUCUACUACUCCCAGGACACGGUCAACAGGGAGCGGUCUGUGAACGUGUCGGAGCCAGAGACCCUCCAGUUGACUGUCAGUAACCUGAAGCCAGAGGAGACCUACUCCUUCAGAGUGGUGGCCUACAACGACAACGGGCCUGGAGAGAGAUCCGAGACACUCAAACUCACCACGCCGCCAGAGUUGCAGGUCCCCGGGCCGGUGGAGAACCUCCAGGUAGAGUCCAUCUCCCCCACCUCCAUCCAGGCCUCCUGGGACGCCCCGGUCUACGCCAACGGGCCCCUGCUCGGGUACAGACUGCUCUGGACUGAGACACCCUCUGGCAAGGAACAGCUGCUCUCAGUCUCUCGCAGCUCCUCUCGGCCUCUCCCAGCUCCUCUCCGCCUCUCCCAGCUCCUCUCAGCCCCUCCCUGCUUCUUCCACUGUUUUGUAUUGGAAGACUCACGUGUUUCUCUGUUUCUCUGUUUCUCCUCUACAGUACCAAGUGGCCCUCCACAGAACAUCUCCUUGGAAGUAGUUCUGUCAAGAAGCAUUAAGGUGAGCUGGCAGCCCCCUCCUCCCAACAGCCAGAACGGGUUCAUCACCGGCUACAAGCUCCGACACCGGAAGACCGGCCGACGAGGAGACCAGGAGGCCAUCGAACCUAACAACUUCUGGUACCUGUUCACAGACCUGGAGAAAGGCAGUCAGUACAGUUUCCAGGUCUCUGCCAUGACAGCUAACGGCUCGGGCCCGGCCAGCGAGUGGUUCACCGCCGAGACGCCAGAGAAUGACCUUGACGAGAGCCAAGUCCCGAACCAGCCGAGUUCCCUCCACGUCCGACCACUGCCCAACAGCAUCAUCAUGAGCUGGACUCCUCCCCUCAACCCCAACAUCCUAGUACGGGGUUACAUCAUUGGCUACGGAGUAGGAAGUCCCUAUGCUGAGACGGUCAGGGUGGACAGUAAGCAGCGAUACUACGCCAUAGAAAACCUAGAGCCCAGUUCCCACUAUGUAAUCUCCCUAAAGGCGUUCAACAAUGCAGGAGAGGGUGUCCCCCUGUAUGAGAGUGCUGUGACCAGGUCUAUAACAGACUCCAUUGAUCCGUCAGACGACGAUCUGUUCCAUCUGUUUGAUAAAUAUCCUACUCCCAUGCCAGAUACGUCCACCCCCAUGAUCCCCCCAGUAGGUGUCCAGGCCGUGGCCCUGACCCCAGACUCUGUCAGGGUCAGCUGGGCAGACAACUCCAUGACCAAGAACCAGAAGACCACUGAGGUUCGCUACUACUCCGUCAAGUGGAAGACCAGCUACUCUACUAGCGGGAAGUUCAAGUCUGCAGACACUACAGCCCUCAGCCACACCGUCACUGGCCUCAAACCCAACACCAUGUAUGAGUUUGCUGUCAUGGUCACCAAGGGCCGUAAGUCCAGCACGUGGAGUAUGACAGCUCACGCUACUACGUACGAAGCAGCUCCCAGCUCCGCCCCUAAGGACCUGACGGUGAUCAGCAGGGAGGGAAGACCCAGAGCCAUCCUGAUCAGCUGGCAACCCCCCAUGGAGGCUAACGGACGAGUCAUGGGCUAUAUCCUGUACUACACCCUGGAUAAGAACAUGCCUAUAGAUGACUGGGUAAUGGAGAGUAUCAGUGGAGACCGUCUGACCCACCAGGUGAUGGACCUGAACCUGGACACCGUCUACUACUUCAGGAUCCAGGCUAAGAAUGCCAAGGGAGUGGGUCCCCUGUCAGACCCCAUCCACUUCAGGACUAACAAAGUGGAACACCCAGACAAGAUGGCUAACGAUCAAGGUCGCCAUGGAGACGGAAGCUACUGGCCCUCUGACAACAACCUGAUUGAUAGGAGCAGUCUGAACGACAUUGGUCAGAUGCGUCCUCCUCACGGCAGUGUGACGCCCCAGAAGAACAGCAACCUCCUGGUCAUCAUCGUGGUCUCCGUGGGAGCCGUUACUGUGGUAGUGGUCAUCAUAGUAGCGCUGAUCUGCACCAGGCGCUCCUCCGCACAACAGAGAAAGAAGCGUGCCACUCACAGUACAGGGAAGCGAAAAGGUAGUCAGAAGGACCUGAGACCUCCAGACCUGUGGAUCCAUCAUGAGGAGAUGGAACUGAAGAAUAUUGAGAAGCCUACCAGUGCCGCCCCCUCUGGAUGUGAUUCGCCCAUCCAGGGUUCCAUCCAGGAAAUCCGGUCUCAGUCUGUCAGUCACAGCCAAUCAGAGAGUCAGAUGGGAAGCAAGAGCAGCCACUCAGGUGUGGACAAUGACGAGGCUUCCAGCUGCAUCUCUACGUUAGAGCGCUCCCUAGCUGCCCGGAGGGCGACACGUACCAAGCUGAUGAUCCCAUGGACUCUCAGCCCAGCAACACCCGUAACUGUUGUCAGUGCCAUCCCAGUGCCAAUUCUGGAGAGCAGUCAGUACCCUGGCAUCCUGCCCUCGCCCACCUGCGGGUACAACCAUGGUACUCUGACCACCCACCCCAAGUUCACCCUGAGACCCAUGCCCUUCCCCAGCCUCACUGUGGACCGAUGCUACGCAGCAGCGAUGUCGACAGAGGGUUCCACUCCGCUGGGGGUUCAGCAGCAGCAGCAUACUCUGAUUACCAGCAGCAGUAGUCAGCCAGGUGUAGGAGGAGCAGGAGGUGGAGGUGAGCUCUCUCUCCCUGGCGCAGAAGAGGUACUUGCCACCUCUACCCGUACCAUCCCCACCGCCUGUGUCAGGCCAACGCACCCCCUACGAAGCUUCGCCAAUCCCCUCCUGCCUCCCCCCAUGGGGACCAUUGACCCCAAGGUCUACACACCCAUGAUGCCACAUUCAAGUGCCAGCCUUCCCAAGCCAACAGUAAAAACAGCAUCUCUGGGGCAAGUUGGCAAGGCCAGAUCACCACUACUACCGGUCUCCGUGCCAACAGCCCCCGAGAUGGGUGAAGAGGGACAGAAGCAACCAGAAGACUCAGCCAAUGUUUACGAACAGGACGACUUGAGUGAACAGAUGGCGAGCCUAGAGGGACUCAUGAAGCAACUCAACGCCAUCACUGGCUCGGCCUUUUAACCCCAGCAGCCCUGGCAGAGAGUCCCACCCAGACAGUCCGUCAGACCUUAACAGCAGCAGCACAGACAGCAGAACCACAGUAUUACACCAUAGGGCAGUGCACAGAGAGGGGGGUUAUGGUGUCAGAACCUCAGAAACACAGACACUUCUCCACCUCCCUCCCGCCUCCCCCAAAUACUGUAACCAACCCUUCUAACAGACCUCUAUGUACCCCUAUAAAUACAGUAACCAACCCCCCUGUAAUCCCAAAACAUCAAGACUAACGAUUAAGGAGAAUCUAAAAGAUUUUCCUAGUGUUGAUUUCCCUUUAAAACACCACCUUUUGAGUUUUCAUUUAUCAGUGUUAAUUUUGGAGGGUUUCCUUGUGCGUUACUGGUGUAUUGGAUUGAACUUUGAACUGAAGGCACAAGUGUUACAGCUGGGUCUAUAGGAUUAGACCUUUGGAUUGGUUAUUAUCUCCAGACACCAACGUUCAGCUGGACCCCCUCGUUCACCAAAGUUCACCCGGACCCCUCGUUCACCAACGUUUCCCUGGACCACUCGUUCACUAAUGCUUCCCUGGACCCCUCGUUCACUAACGUUUCCCUGGAACCCCUCGUUCACCAACGUUUCUCUGGACCCCUCGUUCACCAACGUUUCUCUGGACCCCUCGUUCACCAAUGUUUCUCUGGACCCCUCGUUCACUAACGUUUCUCUGGAACCCCUCGUUCACUAACGUUUCCCUGGAACCCCUCGUUCACCAACGUUUCCCUGGACCCCUCGUUCACCAACGUUUCUCUGGACCCCUCGUUCACUAACGUUUCCCUGGAACCCCUCGUUCACCAACGUUUCCCUGGAACCCCUCGUUCACUAACACUUCCCUGGACCCCUUGUUCACUAACACUUCCCUCGACCCCUCUUUCACUAACACUUCCCUGGACCCCCUCGUUCACUAACGUUUCCCUGGAACCCCUCGUUCACCAACGUUCCCCUGGAACCCCUCGUUCACUAACACUUCCCUGGACCCCUCGUUCACCAACGUUUCUCUGGACCCCUCGUUCACUAACGUUUCCCUGGAACCCCUCGUUCACCAAUGUUUCCCUGGAACCCCUCGUUCACUAACACUUCCCUGGACCCCUCGUUGCCUGGUGAUGUUGUGAGACAACAUGGGAGGUCUCACAGUAACCACACCCUUACGGCGUUGGAAUGAAACGUACACCAACUCCUUGUGAACCCGAGGCUGUCCAAAUAUGGACACCGUACACACGCUCCCUCUUCUCUUUCCUAAAACAGUGACACAGUCAGUGACCACAGCCUAGAACAUUCUACAGGCUGUGAGGAACUCUGGUUAGGCCCCGGGUACUGGAUCAUCUCAAUACGGACUCUACAGAACCAAGUUCAGACUCUGGAAAGUUCUGGAUCCUUGUUCAGGUCCAUUUGUGUUGCUGCUCCUCAACUGAACGUCUGCCCUGGUUGUGUUGCUACCCUUUAUCACAACUACAGACAGCUGUUGAAAUCGUUAAAACAACACCAAGAAUUAUAACCAGGCGCUCCAGUCAAUGUAUGAAUGGUCUUGGAACGUACUGGGAAUCAAUACAGUAUCAAAUGGUAUUUACAGGGGUUGGAAGGCUUUUGUAUGAAUGUAUGUUAUUUACUCUGAACAAUCCAUUGUUUUGGUUAAUACCACCUUAUUCACAACAUACAGCGUCUUGUGCAUUAUUAAAACCCCCGAGAGAUGUUUCUUUUUUGUUGUUGAUUAAGGCGGCGUUGAUGCUAUUGAUGAGUCGUCAUUUUAACAGUUAAGGUUUUCAUGAGACAGACACAUGUACCUCAGUUUAAGGUUGUACGGUUGACUGACUAACAAUGUGAUCACACAGGGGUUUGUUUUGGUCAUUUUUAUAUGAUAAACGAUUAUAUUAUUCCAUAUAGUAUAUUUUUACAUCAGCAGUUCUGUCAAAGCUGCAGUACAACUAUUUUUAAACCAAUUGAUUAAACCCUACUGGCUUCUAAUCUAGUUUUACAUUAUGGGGCUGCAUGGGUUGCUAUGCAUCACUGAGGAUAGAUACUGUACAUAACCUGAAGCCUUUUAACAAAACAUGGCAUCAAUAUGUACCACUUAAGUGAUAAAUGAAUCAUUAAUCGCCAUGAAAAUAGGACAUCAAUAUUCGCAUGUUUGAUUCUGGUAACCCACGGUAACUGUGCUCCCUUUAUCAUUUGCAAGCCUCUAUAUUUUUUUCCCCCCCUCUGAAGAUGGAUUGUCCCAGAGAGAACAUGUUUAGAUUAGAACACAGGAGAUAAAGGGUUAGCUACAUUGUCAUUCAGAACAUGUUUAGAUUCGAACACAGGAGAUAAAGGGUUAGCUACAUUGUCAUUCAGAACAUGUUUAGAUUAGAACACAGGAGAUAAAGGGUUAGCUACAUUGUCAUUCAGAACAUGUUUAGAUUAGAACACAGGAGAUAAAGGGUUAGCUACAUUGUCAUUCAGAACAUGUUUAGAUUAGAACACAGGAGAUAAAGGGUUGAAUUCAUUAUACUGUAUCAAAUGUUAGGAUUCAUAUUAGGACACCAGAUGGAAAUAGUAACAAUGCUCAAUAUGGUAUUGAUGUCUGUGCCAGUGAGACAUUCAAAUGGUUUAGAAUAGAGGGAAAGAAAAGUCACAGAUCAGACGACUCAUCACAGAACAAUGUCUUUAUUUCGUCACAACAGACUGUCGAGUGUGCUCUCAUUCUACGUUUUGGGGUUUUCUUUUUUAUCGGUUUGCCCUUAAAGGAAAAUUCCACAAAACAAAAUCUAGUUUUCAAGAUCUAGAAUAUUGAAAAGUCCAGAACAUUUCACAGUAUGAUGCGUUUAGGACACAUUCUAGAAUUUUAACAUUAUACAUCUUGGAAACUUGAUUGCUUGACCUGCAAAACAUUUUUAGGAUUGUUUCAACAGUGGACUAAUGAAACACAACAUUGUUUAGGUUUUUUUGGAGUGGUAUUUUCUUUUAAAUCCUUUUAUUUUUUAUUGUAUUUUUAAUUUGUUGAGAAAAAUGGAGAUGUUCUAUGUGCCUAUCAGUUUGCUUUUCCGUUCUUCGUUUCUCUCUUCGUUGGUCACUUCAUUUGAUCUGUAGGAAAAUAUGAAACGUGAUUUUGUUUUUCUCUCUUUGCCUCGACCUUAAGUGCAGGGUAACAGAUGAAGUUCUGUCGACAUAGUCUUCUCUCUUCUGAACGACAGACAGGCAGACCAUGGCUCUAUAUUUUCUUGUAUGCUGUACAUGUGUAUUACCAUGGAGAAAGGACCACUGAAGCAAGACAACAUGAAAAAAAAAUUGUCAGUCCCGAAUGGAAUCCUAUUCCCUAUUUCGUGCCCUACUUUUGACUCAAGCCCUAUGGACUUUGGUCAAAAGUAGUGCACUAUAUAGGGAAUAGGGUGCCAUGUUUUUUUUCUUCUUCCAUUGUACAGUUCCAUAGAGCAACUGAAGGACAAAUUGCUAGUUAACUCAUUGACUGUGGGUGGGUGUGGGGAGGGUACUUUUUAUGAUAAAAUGUAAUAUAUUAUUUAGAGCGCACAUUACUAUUAUUUAUGAAGAACGACGUGAUCAUUCUGGACAUGUAGUUUAGUAAUGGGGGGGGGGGAAACGACAUUUGGAAAAACCCAUUCAAGAUCUCAUUCUCAAUACUGUUAGGAAGGUGUCCAUCCCAUUUAAUGCCCUCUUCCUGUUGUCUUUCUCCCAUCAGCCACAUCAUGAUUGCGGUAUCAAUAUUAGGACAGACUCUGGAGUCACAAGCAGUUAGUCCUAAUUUGGAUACCGUACAGGAUAGCACGUCCUCUCAGAAAAGGAAGUCACCCGUAGAUAGCUUGAGUUGCAGACUUACACAGACAUCUAUCAUGUCACAAUUCACCCAAACUGUCUAGAUUGGCUGGAUAUUUGAAUAACAAGUGCAUUUGAUAAACUGUUAUGGAUGAUAGGCUAUGGUUAUAACCUGUUUUGUAUGACAGGCUAUAGGUUAUAACCUGUUUUGUAUGACAGGCUAUAGGUUAUAACCUGUUUUGUAUGACAGGCUAAAGGUUAUAACCUGUUUUGUAUGACAGGCUAAAGGUUAUAACCUGUUUUGUAUGACAGGCUAUAGGUUAUAACCUGUUUUGUAUGACAGGCUAAAGGUUAUAACCUGUUUUGUAUGACAGGCUAUAGGUUAUAACCUGUUUUGUAUGACAGGCUAAAGGUUAUAACCUGUUUUGUAUGACAGGCUAUAGGUUAUAACCUGUUUUGUAUGACAGGCUAAAGGUUAUAACCUGUUUUGUAUGACAGGCUAUAGGUUAUAACCUGUUUUGUAUGACAGGCUAAAGGUUAUAACCUGUUUUGUAUGACAGGCUAUAGGUUAUAACCUGUUUUGUAUGACAGGCUAAAGGUUAUAACCUGUUAUGGAUUAUAGGCUAUAGGUUAUAACCUGUUGUGAAUGAUAGGCUGUAUGUUAUAACCUGUUAUGGAUUAUAGACUAUAGGUUAUAACCUGUAAUGGAUUAUUGGUUAUAACAAGAAAGGACCACACUCUUUUUACUAACAAAACUGUGAUGACUGUUGAGAAGGUGAAAUAUCCAGAAAGAAGUCCUAACUCUAUGUUCUUUGAAUUCAUACUUAAAAAAUUGUCAGCCUUUUUUUUUUUGAAUUGUUAACCAAAUUAGAUUUAGUGAUUGUACAAUAUUAAAAGUGUACAUUUUUGUUCAUUUAAAGCGAAGAAGGGAAUAAGACAUAAUUGCGUAUCUUAUUAUUAUCUUAUUAUUACAAAGAGUAAGAAACCUCUUCUUCUUGUCUGUUUCUAUCCACAACGUUGUGUACAACUGGUUUUGUAAUGCACUGUAGAGCAAGCAAUUCCACUGUUCAUUCUUCUUCUUUUUUAAAUAGAAAUGGUAUUUCGAUGGUGUAUUCUUUUUGUUUGAUAAAUAAAGUUUUGAUACAAAAUA